This is a messenger RNA of Naegleria fowleri, 948 nucleotides long. RefSeq lists its product as uncharacterized. Bases 1 to 948 code for a protein of 315 amino acids. NCBI's taxonomy places the organism in Eukaryota, Heterolobosea, Eutetramitea, Acrasida, Naegleriidae. The transcript is spliced from 3 exons. The record is from RefSeq and is a predicted model, not a curated record.
AUGAGUCAAAAUCGUCGCACCAGAUCCUCUCCCUUAUCCAAGCUCAAUUCCCUUUUCAACGAUCUUUAUUCAAAACAUGCAAAACAUAUCAUCCAUAAUGUAUUAAAAGCCUCCGAUAUGGAACAGUUCAAAAGCCUUGAACGAAAGUUAGAAAACAGCACCUACACCAAAAGGAAAGAGUUUCUGAAAGAUUUGGAAAAGGCAUUGGAAAGCGUACCUAUCCAUCAUCUAACAACGAUAACGAUUAUCAACUCGAGGAAGAAAACAUGUAAACUGAAUGAAAGUUUUAAUGGAGAUGAAGUGAUUGGGAAAAUUAAUGACGAUUUACAAAUGAUGGAAAGUCAUGUGAGGUUAUUGGAAGAGAGCAUUAGUCCUAAAGAGUCGUCGCAAGAUACAAUCGAUCGAUUCGAAUCAAUGAGCGAGUGUUCUCAAAUUGCUAAUAGUCAGAAUGAAGAUGAUCCCAACAGAACUCCUAACAAAAAUCAUGCCACAGAAAGUAACAAGAGGAAAAAGAAGAGUAAAAAGCAGAAAAACAAAACAAGAAGAAAGAAAAAGAAAACAGAAUCAAGUGAUCCAGUUCCACCCAAUUUAGAGGAAGAUAGAAAUGAUGUCAUCCCUGUGGUCGAUGACAUGCAUUCGGAACAGGAAACUUAUCCUCAAGAGAAGGAAAAUGUCGAAUCUAAGGAAGAACCAUCAACCUGUUCAUCUUCAACAACAAGAAGAAGAAUCGGUUUUUCACCUACUGUUGUCUUUUAUGAAGAUCUUGUGGAAUGUCCUUUGUGUCAAAGAAAAUUCACCAAGUACCAAAUCAAGAUUCAUAUGGAGAAGAUGCAUUAUGAUAAAGAUAAAACUCUUCAGAAAAGGAAAGCCAAACUUACUAAAUCCAUUAUUGAGCAAGUGAAAGCAUCAGAGAUGAGAAAGAAGCUACAAGGUAUUUUGUACAAGUAG